Messenger RNA from Topomyia yanbarensis, 1428 nucleotides. It is a transcript of the gene Taf7, whose product is annotated as transcription initiation factor TFIID subunit 7. Lineage: Eukaryota; Metazoa; Arthropoda; Insecta; Diptera; Culicidae. The record is from RefSeq and is a predicted model, not a curated record. Gene Ontology annotation, cellular component: transcription factor TFIID complex. Gene Ontology annotation, biological process: RNA polymerase II preinitiation complex assembly; transcription initiation at RNA polymerase II promoter. Gene Ontology annotation, molecular function: RNA polymerase II general transcription initiation factor activity. The transcript has 4 exons. The coding region runs from base 145 to 1332 and encodes 395 amino acids.
UCUCUGCGUGUUGAUGGGACAUCGAAUUAGUUCGUGAGCGUCUUUAGGUUUGUUUUAAAAAAUUGUUUCGAUUUUAAUAUAUUUGACAAAAAUCCUCAAGACUAUAUUUGCCAAUAAUUACGUGUUUCGAAACUUAUAUACACAAUGCCCGAAAAACCGACAAAAUCGGAGCCUAGAAAGGAGGAAGUCGAACUUGAAACGCAGUUCAUAAUGCGAAUGCCCCUGGAACCUGCUAGGCUACUGAGGGAAGCAAUUCAGACCGGAGCCAACAAUCUGAAGGAUCGACUUACAAUUCGAUUGGAAGCGGAUUUACGUUAUGGCGAGGUCCGCUUUGAUCACUGGCUUUUACAUGCCAAAGUCGUUGAUCUUCCAACUAUAGUAGAAACUCUAAAAACUAUUGAUGGAAAAAACUUCUACAAAACCGCUGAUUUGUGUCAACUUAUGAUUUGCAAGGAAGAGCCGGAAAUACCUUCAGCCGAAGAGGAAUCACCUGUCAAAAACAAGAAGAAAGAUCCAAACAAGGUUGACAAAAAGUUUUUGUGGCCUCAUGGGAUAACUCCUCCGUGUAAGAAUGUACGUAAGCGCCGUUUCCGGAAAACGCUAAAGAAAAAAUACGUGGAAGCUCCAGAAAUCGAAAAAGAAGUCAAACGACUGCUGCGGGUUGAUAACGAGGCAGUUAAUGUAAAAUGGGAUCUGAUUACGGAGGAUGAGGAUCCAAACAGAUCAGCUUUGGAUGCGAAACAUGAAUCCGGUGCUCCAAACAAAAGUCCCUCGAAAGGUGGUAAAAAGGGAACAACCAGUAAAGAUGUCGGAGAACAUGACAUUUUUGGCGAAGAAGUCUCCGAUUCGGAUGAUGAUGAAAAUCCCAUUAACAAAAGCAUAGAUAUCGACGAGAGUAGUCGUUUAUCGGCCGAAGCUGACGAUAGUCGUUUAUCGGAUUCCAGCUCCUGCCAGGGAACACAGUCCUCUGAUAAAAAUUUAGCCGUCGAGUUUAGUAAAAGUAUGUUCGGUAGUGUUUCGGGAAGUGGCGGUUCUCGUUCAAGAAAGUUUGAAACACCAACAGGGUCUAAGUACGGAGAUAAUUCACGUCUUGAUUCGGAUAACGAGUCGACGGAAUUCAUGACGUCCUCACGGGAUCUUAUCAGCAGUCGUAUGUACGAGCUUCGAAGGCAAUUGAGUGAACUAAAGGCACAAAGGAUCCAAAAGGAGCAAGAAAUACGAACGAUCGAAAACCAAACUCUUCGUCAACGCUUGCAGGAUAACCUCGACAGUUUGCUAAGUCAGAUUGUUGAAAAAGAAAUGGAGAUUCAAGAGUUGGAAAUGAUGCAGUAGGGCUAUGCAAAACUAAUUCAAUACUAAUUCAAUUUACCCAAGAAAAACUGUUAACGAAACUAUUCCUAAAAAUAUCACUUUCUUGAUAAGUGUAAA